Molecule: messenger RNA, 1502 nt
Organism: Microstroma glucosiphilum
Lineage: Eukaryota; Fungi; Basidiomycota; Exobasidiomycetes; Microstromatales; Microstromataceae
Exons: 3
Coding region: 185-1348 (387 amino acids)
Source: RefSeq, a predicted model, not a curated record
CGGCUUGAAAGGAGAGGGAGGGUUGUGGGCUCAUAUAAGGGGCAGCUCGUGGAUACUACUGUCUAUCCUUCUGUAUCGUCAUUCAACGCAGCUCACACUUCGAUCUCACUGCAGCAUCGUCACUCUGAAGUACUUCCCUCGGAGCUCUCUACACGAAGUAAGCGCUCCUUCUGUAACAUCAACAAUGCCCCGCCUCAAUUCAGCUGAGAUUCACUUGCAUGGCUCUACCUUUAGCGUGGUUCUCAACUCACCACUGGCCCACUUGUCUGCUUUCCAAGCCUUGCUCGAGCUGGCCGUGUGCGCUUUUGCUUCAGCCCGCGACCACCCCACCUCCACGGCCCGGGACAGCGAUUCCCUCCAGCUCGCCUCGAAUGAGCUCGGUGCGCAAGUUUCUCACCUUCACGCCCGCGUCGGCGAAGAGGUGCUCACAGCAGUACUGUACAGCUGGCUCUGGUCAUGUCUGCGCGCCGAGAGAGGGCACACGGAAGUGUACCAGUCGGAACUUAAUGCUUAUCGUACGCGUAGUCGGGAAGGAUGGCCGAAGAGGACAUUGCUGGAGCUGGCGAAGACGAUUAGGGCUAGGAGAGAGGAUGUGAGAGCGCUAAAGGACGUCGCGACUUUUGCCGUCGAGGUGCUGCGUAUCCUACGCUCGUCCAACCCACCACCCUCAUACAUCGACACCGUAGCUCAACAUCAAGAGGCUCCACCCACCUAUACAAUACUACGUUGCAGUCACUUGCCCCAAGAUACUGGUGCCCGUCUCCUUUCUGCUCCUACUUCUGCCGUAGCUGUGGCACCAAGGCGCGCGUUGGGUAAUCGACGAGGUCCUUUCCAACCCUCCAUCGUCCAGAAACGAGCAUCAUCCCCGGCUCUCCGACGCUCCUUGGACGCAGCCGCAACACCGAUAUGUCCUCCUGCUACUUCACGCUCCUCCAGCACGAGUAGUCUCGCCUCUGAUCAAGACGAAGGAAGCUCGGACAGAUCGGUACGCAGACGUCGACAGGGUCCGGAUGGUGCCUCCCUCACGGCAACAGUACCAGCGGCAGCGGCAGGGUCUGAAUGUCCUCCAACAAGCACACGGCGCUCGACCUCCCUGCUCUCGGGUACACCAUCGACCACGACCCCUCCUGCCUCGCCCUCUUCACCAGCCUGGUCCGCAUCGCCCUCCUCUGCUCAUGCCAACUCCAGUGCCAACCCCAACGGCAACGGUGAUGGUGAGGAGAAGACUGAGGCACAGCUCUCCUUUGAGCGCUGGCUCGACGCACCGCACUGCCCCAAGGCCGUGCCACAGUGGCACUUUCAACCUGCAGAGGGCGAGGCGGAUUGGCUGACGGAGAUGCUUGUUUGAGAAGGCAGUUGCGCUUGCGACAGCUGAGCUUUUCAUGUGCUGUGCCAACAGACCGUCCAUGUAAUCGAUUGCUUCUCUCACACUAUCGACCGCCUGGGGCUGCUCAUACCUCCGAUGCUUGCCCGCAAGCGCCACUUGCCUCGUCAUCAGCUCG